UUUUCGCUACUUUUCAUUUUGUCUGCUGUGCACUGAUGACUUGGGAAAUACCGAAAGUUUGAAUCAGAUACCGGCAAUUAUUAUGAUUAUUUAUCCUUUGAAUCAGAAAAUAAAUUUUGAUUCAAUUGGUUGCAGAUGUAAUCAUUGUUAGAUUGCCUAAAAUUUUGGAUCGUCAUGAUUUAUAAUGAGUCAUUCUGAAGGAAAGGCUGAAAUCCAGGUGUCUCGUCCUGGUCAAGCAUUUCCCUUUGCCUCCAUAGCAGCACCUCCACAUCCUCACAUCAACCAGUGGUGUCGUUUCUCCAUACCAGAACGUCUUCCUCUCCAGCCUUUUCGGCAAGAUAGACUAAAUCGUUUGCCAUUGCCUCCAUCAAUUAUGGCUAGCAGUAAGGUCACUACAGCUACUGGUGCUGGUAAUAUGACCUCAACAUCUGUGAUGGUUGAAAAACAAAAUGGUGAUAUUGAUCCUUUCCAAAAGAUUCAACAACUGGAGAAGAAUUUAGCCUUUGUUCGAGAAAAUCAUGCAUUUAUGCUCAAAGGAUUACAUGAAGAAAUUGCUGAUUUAAAACAAAAGAAUAGAGAACUUUUGUUUGAGCUUGUCACUGGUGUUCCACCAUUGCCAAAGGACAUAUCAGAGGAGCGUGAUGAUAGGGAUUCUCCUGAUGAAAAGCAGGAUAAAAUUGAAAAACUGGAAAAAGAAAUUAGGAAAUUACGUGGUGCACUUAAAGAUGCAAUGAAAGCUAAUUCUUCUUUAUCCAGUCAAUUACAAGAAUUAAAAAGGGAACAGUAUAGCAAACAUUCAUCACGAAAGAAAGUUUAUACGCGUACUCCAUCUGAUUCUGCCAUUGAUGAUGAGCAACCAGGACAUUCUCCUUGUGGCCCUUCUCCUCAAAUGGAUGAAUAUUCUGAAACUUUACGUCAGAUACAAAGAGCAACUAACCAUCGAAGUGGAAGGCGUGAUGAUCGACGACAUCGUAAUGAAGAAGGAAGAAAUGAUUGGUCUGAUAAUUAUGCAAGAAAUAGUAAUGGAUAUCAACAUCAUCAUCAUCGUCACCACCACCAUCGUAAUCAGCAGCAGAAAUCUUCUCAGCAACACCAAGAACAACCUAGGCUUCCAAGAUUACCUCUUCGUAAUCAGCAAAAUUUUUCACAUCCUCAGUAUGAAAUUCAGUAUCGCCAAAGGAGCACAAAUACUUUGCCUGCUUUGAAGCCUUUAGUUCCUGUUGUUGAUCACAGAUUAGACAAGCCUAGAAAAUCAAGGGGUCCUCGCCCACCUAAAAUUGCUGACCAAGUUACGAAUGGAUAAAUAAAUACCAUAGGAAUAUAUAUUUAAAUGCUUAAUGGCUUGUUUAUGGCAGAAUUUUGAUCUUUAAAUCUUAUGAACUCUAUCAUAGGUUGCAUUUAUAGGAAAAGUUUCAUAUUUUUGAAUACCUCAUUUAGGUUUUUUUAAAAAUUAUUGUCUUUUGUUUUAUUAUAAAAUAUGGUCCAGCUAUGAAAUAUUUUAUACAAUUUAUUCAUUUUUCUGUUGGUCAUAUUUAAAACAUUAAAAUGUUCAAUCUUUACAGUCUUCAGUAACUUGAUUAUCAUUAAUUUCUUUUUGGAUUAUUUGUAUGCUUAUAUAAAAGGAAUUAAGUUAUUAAGUUCUGAGAAUAAUUUUAAUGAACUUCUUUAUUACAUUCCAUGACUUUGUUUUAAAAAAAAGUUAUUUUUUGUCUGUCUCAUAAUAAAAACAAAUUCUUAUUCCAUAUAUAACUUCUAUUUUUAGUGUGAUAUAUUUUUUUUAUUUGAAUUGUCAUGAUCUGAUUUUUUUUUCUGUCCAUGUAUUGCAUUUUCACUAUUCUGUGCUGAAGUUAGUAUUUUAUAUUUGUCUAAAGAUUAGAUAAAAAUAUUCCAGUAUUAUAAAAUGCAAAUUAUACUGCAUGCAUUUUUGCUGAAUCAUGAAGUGUUCUAUACUUGAACUAUUCUUAACCAGUCUGCAUUUGCUUGAAAUUACAAAUUUUACCUUUCAUAAAUUAUUUUUGUGUUUAAAUGUAACUGAGUUGAAACAUUGCACAUAGUAACAAAUAACACAAGUUAUUAAAAAAUUAUUUCUCCAGGUAUCUUUUUGUUAAUCAUACUAUGUAAGAAAUGUGCUUGUGAGCUUUAUAAAGUACAGAUAAUUGUUUUGAAUGCAAAGUUUUAUUUUGUUACUAAUUCAUAGAAAAAUAUUUUUAAUAGAUUGGAAGAUGUUACUAACUGCAUAUUAAAAUGUAUUGCUUUUAACAUUUUUUUUUAUUUAUUAAUAAAUUAAAAUUAUUUCUGAUAUUUCUUUAAUAUCUUUAUUAGAUGUUAGAAAAAUUUCUAUAGCAAUAAUCAUGCAAUGAAUAAAAUGUCUGGCCAAAUGGUAUGAUCACUUUUUCAAGAAAUUCAUUUAAAUAUGUCUAAAUAUCUUUCUUUCAACUGUAAUAAUUGUAAUUAUAACAAAAAGGACAUGCCUAAAAUUUAAAAAUUUAAAAACAUUUUAUUUAUGUAUUUGUUUAUAUUCAAC
Molecule: messenger RNA, 2524 nt
Organism: Argiope bruennichi
Lineage: Eukaryota; Metazoa; Arthropoda; Arachnida; Araneae; Araneidae
Product: ERC protein 2-like
Exons: 7
Coding region: 185-1303 (372 amino acids)
Source: RefSeq, a predicted model, not a curated record